Molecule: messenger RNA, 6205 nt
Organism: Prionailurus viverrinus (fishing cat)
Lineage: Eukaryota; Metazoa; Chordata; Mammalia; Carnivora; Felidae
Gene: NUAK1
Product: NUAK family kinase 1
Exons: 7
Coding region: 681-2684 (667 amino acids)
Biological process (GO): intracellular signal transduction; protein phosphorylation; microtubule cytoskeleton organization
Cellular component (GO): cytoplasm
Molecular function (GO): ATP binding; protein serine/threonine kinase activity; tau-protein kinase activity
Source: RefSeq, a predicted model, not a curated record
GAGCAGGAGGCGGCGGCGGGAGCGGGCCCGCGGUAGCUGCGGCGGGCGAGCCCGGGGAGGGGGCGCUGGGGCUUGGAAGCCCCCGGGCCCCGGCCCGGCCGAGCGAGGACAAAGCCCCCUGGCCGCCGCUGCGGCCUACCCGGCGCGGCACAAAGGGCGAGUCGCGACACGCACCCAUCCCCCUCCCAGCUCGGGUGGCCCCGGGCCCCGGGCGGCGGCGGGGAGGUGGGGAAGCCCCGGCCACACCGCCCCUCGCUCCCCUCCCCCGGGGCCGGCCGAGCGCGCCGCCCCCGCCCCCGCCCCGUCUGCGCGUCCUCCCGGGGAGGGGUCGGGGGGCGCGGCGCCCCACAUAACACUCCCCCUCCUGCGCUCGGAGCCACCCCUCUCCCCUCCCUCCUGCAAACACCGCCGCCUCCCCUGCCACCGCCGCCACCUCGCCUGACGCUCCGCAGCUCGCCGCGGCCGGGGGGCGGUGCGCGGACCGUGCGCGCCAGGGGCGCCAGAUGUGCAGUCGCCGCUGCCGCCAGUGACCGAGCCGCAGCCCGAGCGGGAUCGGGCCGCCUCCCCGAUGCUGCGGGGGCGACCUUGAGCGCGCCCCGGCUUCCUCGGCGGGGACCCCGACACCGCGAGCGCCGUGCCCGGUCCUGCCCUCUCCAGCCCGGCUCGCCCCGCGUUCGGACAUGGAGGGGGCCGCUGCGCCCGCGGCCGGGGACGGCCCAGACUUGCGGCCGGGGGCGCCGGGCUCUCCCCCGGAGGCGGUGGCGGGGGCAACCGCAGCCCCCGCGGUGGCGGCGGCCCCGGAGCCCAGGAAGCCGCACGGGGUGAAGCGGCAUCACCACAAGCACAACUUGAAGCACCGCUACGAACUGCAGGAGACCCUGGGCAAAGGCACCUACGGCAAAGUCAAGAGGGCCACCGAGAGGUUUUCGGGCCGAGUGGUUGCUAUAAAAUCCAUUCGUAAGGACAAAAUUAAGGAUGAACAAGACAUGGUUCACAUCAGACGAGAGAUUGAGAUCAUGUCAUCCCUCAACCAUCCUCAUAUCAUCAGUAUUUAUGAAGUGUUUGAGAACAAAGACAAGAUUGUGAUCAUCAUGGAGUACGCGAGCAAGGGGGAGCUGUACGAUUACAUCAGUGAGAGGAGACGCCUCAGCGAGAGGGAGACCAGACACUUCUUCCGCCAGAUCGUCUCCGCCGUGCACUAUUGUCACAAGAACGGUGUGGUCCACCGGGACUUGAAGCUGGAAAACAUACUGCUUGAUGACAACUGCAAUAUUAAGAUUGCUGACUUUGGGCUUUCCAACCUGUACCAGAAGGACAAGUUCUUGCAAACAUUUUGCGGGAGCCCGCUCUACGCUUCUCCUGAGAUUGUCAAUGGGAGACCUUACCGGGGGCCAGAGGUGGACAGCUGGGCCCUGGGCGUGUUGCUUUACACCCUCGUUUAUGGAACGAUGCCCUUCGAUGGUUUCGAUCACAAAAACCUCAUUCGGCAGAUCAGCAGUGGAGAGUACCGGGAGCCCACGCAGCCCUCAGACGCUCGAGGACUCAUUCGGUGGAUGCUGAUGGUGAACCCCGAUCGCCGGGCCACCAUUGAGGACAUCGCCAACCACUGGUGGGUGAACUGGGGCUACAAGAGCAGUGUCUGUGACUGUGACGCACUGCACAACUCCGAGUCACCGCUCUUGGCUCGCAUUAUCGAUUGGCAUCACCGUUCCACGGGGCUGCAGGCUGAGGCUGAAGCCAAAAUGAAGGGCCUGGCCAAACCCGGGGCCUCAGAAGUCAUGCUGGAGCGGCAGCGGUCACUGAAAAAGUCCAAGAAAGAGAAUGACUUUGCCCAGUCUGGCCAGGACUCGGUGCCCGAAAGCCCAUCCAAGCUGAGCUCCAAGAGGCCCAAAGGGAUCCUGAAGAAGCGGAGCAACAGUGAACAUCGCUCCCACAGCACGGGCUUUAUCGAAGGUGUGGUCAGCCCUGCCUUGCCCUCUGCUUUCAAGAUGGAGCAGGACUUGUGUCGGACUGGUGUGCCCCUCCCAAGCUCCCCCGAGGCAGAGGUGCCAGGUAAACUCAGCCCCAAGCAGUCGGCCACGAUGCCCAAGAAGGGCAUCUUGAAGAAGACCCAGCAGAGAGAAUCGGGGUACUAUUCGUCCCCAGAGCGCAGCGAAUCUUCCGAGCUGUUGGACAGUAACGAUGGGCUGGGCAGCAGCAUCCCAUCGCCCAGCCCCCCAGACCCAGCCAGGGGCACUUCCCACAGCCUCUCCUGCCGCAGGAAGGGCAUCUUGAAACACAGCAGCAAGUACUCAGCAGGGACCAUGGACCCGGCCCUCGUCAGCCCCGAAAUGCCCACACUGGAAUCCUUGCUGGAGCCCGGCGUCCCCGCCGAAGGCCUCUCCCGGAGCUACAGCCGGCCCUCCAGCGUCAUCAGUGACGACAGCGUCCUGUCCAGCGACUCCUUCGACUUGCUGGACUUGCAGGAGAAUCGCCCUGCCCGCCAGCGCAUCCGCAGCUGCGUCUCUGCUGAAAACUUCCUCCAGAUCCAGGACUUUGAGGGGCUCCAGAACCGGCCGCGGCCCCAGUACCUGAAGCGGUACCGGAACCGGCUGGGAGACAGCAGCUUCUCCCUCCUCGUGGACAUGGACGAUGUGACUCAGGUCUACAAGAAAGCGCUGGAGAUCUGCAACAAGCUUAACUAGCUCCCCAGGGUGCAGGGGGUGGGUUGUGGGUGGGUUUUGGGGGAGGAGUGGGAGCAAUGACUUGUGCUUGUGAGCUGGUUACCUCUUUGCUGGCCAUGAUGAUAGACUGAAAAAGGAUUGGUACCAUCUUGCUUGGCCAAGUCCGCAGCCUUGCGCCAGCACCUGAAAGGGAGAAGUGGGUUCUCUGCCAGUCCUGCCAGCUGCCAGUCAGAAUUUGGGUCCGAAUUGGCAUUUACUUUGCGGCACCUCUCGGAGGACCGGCUUUCCGGGGGAGGUGGUGGUGGCCAGCGCUAAGAGGGUGGGGAGGAAGCAUAUGGGAGCGGCGGCGUUUCCCUAAACAUCAUCCAAAUGCUUCUGGAGGAGGGGCAAGAGAGCCUGGGGCCGUCUGCUUGGGGUGAGCUCAGAGCUUGCUUCUCUCCUCCUCCCAUUGGCAGGCUUGGUCUGACUGCAUGGGGUCGGCAAGUAGAUUUCAGCAACCUGAAGUUGAGUCAGUGAUUUGUUGAUAGUGGCUGCUGGGGGUGCUGGUUCGAGUCGCCUAGGCACAAUGGGAAGGAGUGUUGUGAUUGAACCACAGUGGUGCCAUGGGAGUGGAAAGAGAGGGUGGUAGUGCCCAAGCCACGUAGUCGCCAUCCUGGACCCAGCUCAGCCCUGGGAGUGUUGGGUCAAGGCAUCCUGUGGGCUCUGUGUUUGUCCUUCAUGCCGCUAGUGUGACCUUUGUUAAUUUGCUAGUCUACCUGGAAUGGAAGACAGGGCUUCGGUCAGAGGAGAAUGCUCUGAACACUGCUAAGGACUUAGAAGAGUCAGCCCGUGGUGAUUUGGGGGCUUUUUUUGCCGUAUGCCACUUCUUUCCUGAUGUCUGCCUUGCUCUUCAGCACAGCCUUCCAAGGAUGGACAGGGAAAAAGUUGGUGGCAUCAGAGGUCAAACCAUGGUGUGUAACUGAGCUCGGGACCCUCUGUGGUCUUUGGGCAGAUGAAUGGAAAUUGAUCCUCACCAGCAAGGGGGCAACUUGUCGCUUUCUUUAACAUCUCACUGUUAACUGGAAUGCUGCCUCUGGGGUUCUCACCUGCACGAAUUGGAUGUGAUGUUGCCAUAGGAGUCAUGGGCUCAACCAUUUACCCUGUUUACUAAUAGCAGAUGGGUUCCCAUCCACCGAGUGUGGAAUCCGCAGAGGCAGGUGAGUUUGCUUCCAGGGAGUUCGUGUUUGGUGGGAUAUUUGGAUGAGAAAAGGAAAGUUAGGCAGAAGGUACUCCCUCCCCCCCCCCCCCCCCCCCCCCGCCCAUAUCUAAGUAUUCUGUCAUGGGUUUGAACUCCUAGGCUUUGGGGGAAAAGAAAGCUGAAUCCAUUCAAAUGAAUAAGGUGUUGAAAGAGCAGAGUGGGUUGGGAGAAAGCGUACAGGAGAGGGAACAUUUCCCAAGGAGCCAUCCAGAUGGUUCUGGAGGAGGUAGGAAAGAGGUGUAGCAGGACUCUUUGGUUAAAAAGUAAUAAUACUAAGUAUUUAAUUUCUGGACCCCCAGACUGCCGGUGGUAAGAUGCCAGUCUCACAGUGGGACAUCUUCAGAUACUGGGUAUGGAAUUUGUGGUUUCUUUGGGGAAUUUGGGAUGACUUCAGAUCCUACUGGCCUGGGAAAAUUGAACCCUUUGAUGCAAGAUGGCCAACCUCUGGUAGCCACAUAGAUAUAUAAGGAGGACUAGUCUUGGGGGUAUUUUUGGGAAAACCAAUAGACAGUCGUUCAUAAAGAGAUGAGAAAGAAUUCACCUUAAGGCACUGAGAACAAUCAUUGGAAUGAAACUGCCCUUUUCUUGAGGAGAUGGCUCCAGUUGUCCCCUGUCGCUAGCUCUGGGGUUGUGGCUUGUGCGUGCCUUCAGGUUGAGCUGAGUGGUGCAUUACGGGAAGCUUCUCGAUUCUCUUUCCUUCAAUGCCGCCUCCUUCCUGAACUCCAGUAUAGGUUCAAAGGGAAAAAAAUCUGUAGAUAGCUAAUUGUGUGUGGGGGAUGUGUGGGUGCAUGGAGGGCAUCCUGCAGCCUGUGAGCUCCCCACUCCAUGUCUCAUUUCAUGCAACCUUUUCUGAACAGCCUCUACUGCCACACUGCUGGCCCGUCACGCGUGGCAGCUCGGCCAGCCUAGUUGGUGGCUGUCGGUAUGACUUAAGGUAUGACACCUACGAAGGUAUAGCGCCUACCUACUGGUUGACGUGUUUUUUCCUUUUGCCAAGUGAUUGCAUUUGUUUAAUAUUUUCCUUCCUUCUAAAAUGACACUAUUAAGGAACAUCACUCUGCUUCUCCCCCUCCCCCCAAAGCCCCACACCUGCAUGUUCUCUUUUGUCAAUAAACACCAACAGUGGGUUGUGGCAAAGACAGCCUCCACUCAGAGGCGGAGGUUCUGAGCUGAGUCCUGGUGUGCUGCUAACCAGUCGAUGGCCUUAGGCACCUGCAGUGUUUUGAGGGCUAAAUUCUCCCUUCAGCGAGGGCUGGAGGGGUGGAUUAGCCAGUCUCUCAGGCCCUGCCUGCUUCCGACAUUCUGCUAACGUCCUGUGAUUCUAGAUGCCAUGUUGACUGUGUCCUUUCAAGGAAAACCUUGGAAUAGAGAGAAGAGCUCUUGACGAGCAGCUCCCCUGCUUCCUGAUUAAGUCCUAUCGUCCCUACCAGUCAAUCCCCAACCAAGGAAGUCAUGCUCGAUUCAUUUCCAUGGAAUUUACAGGUGAGAGACACUUUCAUGACCUGGUGGACCAAGCAGGAGAAUCCAUGUCAGCUGUCCUGGUCCUUUCCCUGCCUCUGUGGGCCUCUCGGUGUCUUAGUUUACACAUCUGCCAAAGGAGUAGAAUUAUACUUCUUUUUACAGGUAAAUUUGAAGGCAUGAUCAGUUUUCAGGAAGUGCUUCAAGACCCUAGGCGAAAUGAAAAUGCUAAGUGCUCUCUGACUUUCCAUCCCUGUUAUAAGGUGCUGCUUCUUCAGAUGAUGGGGAGCCCUUUGCGGGGGGUGGGGAAUUCAGGUGAGUGUUGCUCUGGCCUGCUGUCUUGAGUACAAAUGUGAAUGAUCGACUGACUGCUUAUUGCCAAACUGGAAAUGUUUUGUAGGGAUUUACUGGCAUGGUAUCAUUCCUAGAAGAAGAAAAAAAAAAAAAAAGAGAGAGAGAGAGAAACUUGACUGCACAUUUUUUUUUUUUUUAAAUCCGUGUUGUGACUUUUAUUUAAUUUCUAUUUUUUUUUUGGUAAUAAAAAGUUGACUUUUUUAUUUGAAUUUGUCUUUUUUUAUUUAUUGGUCUGAAAGGCAUUUCAAAGGUAUUAUAAUAAUAUAUUGGUGUAAUUUAAUUGGUGCAACAUGCUUUAUGGCUCCAGUCAAAAUUGGUUUUCAUUCAUUUGAUUGGUUUGAGCCCAGAACAGCCUACAGGGGGGAAAAAGCUGGAUAACCACCCAAAGUGUGUGUAUUUUCAUUGGAAACUGAUUUUUGUUUUGUUUUUCAUUUUUCGUUUUGUUUUGUUUCCGUUUUUAUUUUUUAAAUUAAAUAAAUUGCAAUGAACUGAA